GUUUAAGGCUAUCUCAGGGGUCGCAAUAAGGAGCCUGGUGGGCGGUUUCGUCCCUCGGCCUAUUAUUUACCUAGUUUCGAUUACCUGAUUGGCCAGGGAACGAGGCCGCCGACAAAGCUGCUAAGGAACUCAAGGAAGGGCAUGCCAUAGACACACACCAACCCCUACGAACAGAGUACUCCGGCUCUACCAAGGGCUCAGCAAACGGCAGAGUGCGCUACUAGUUCAGUUUAGAACAGAGAAAAUUGGCUUCCGGGACUUCCUCUUCCAACGAAAAGUACCAGGCAUAACAGACACCAGGUGCGAAUGCGGAGCGAGACGACAGACGGCCUCACAUUCUCCUCCAUCGUAGGAACCACAAGGACAUCCGAAACAAGGAAUGCGGCCGCCUACUUGGACGACACAACCUCCGGGCCAUCGUGAACAACCGCAAGCUAGCCACCAAAGCUCUCAGGACUAUAGAACAAGCGCAGAUCCUUGGGCAAAGGGGGAUCAGAGAAGAGUAGACGAAGCCGAGCACUGGGGCGAGAUGAAGUGGGACGGAGCGUAUCUAUUAACAAAGAUCCGACCCGUGUCGGCUUAUACGAACGGACAUAUCCUGGUUAAUGAAAACAAUGCGUCCGCCGGCGGGCAACACUCGCCUGUCCAUGCGAUUGAGAAGAUGGAAGGAGGGUUUAGCAAGGCACUCCUCCUGCGAAAGGAGGAUGGGAGCGAGAUCAUUGCCAAAAUUCCAUUCUCCAUUGCCCGGCUACCGAAGUACACAACAGCCUCUGAAGUGGCUGUUCUCCAAUACCAAUAUAUCAUAAUGGAAAAAGCUGCUGGGAUACAACUAUUCAAGACAUGGGGAGCGAUGAGCGAAUACGAUCAGUUCUGUCUCGUCAAGCAAUUGACGAAAUUAGAGGGCGAAUUGGCAGCACUCCGCUUUCCCGCCAGCGGGAGUCUUUACCUCUGCGAGUCCAUGGCAGACGACGACAUAUAUGUCGCUUUAGACCCUGGUAUGGAACCAUCUGGGCAGUUCUGCAUAGGUCCAUCGUGCGAGCGAGGGUGGUAUGCUCAGAGCAAGACGACAUCUUCGCAUUCUCCUUUCAACCGAGGACCAUGGUCAAAUUUAUCCUCUUUCGGUAUUGCGCUUGUAGAACGGGAAACUGCACGCAUUGAACAAAAUCCAACGAGUGCUACUCCUGAUCCACCACGUGGAUCCUUCAGUCAACAGAUCGCCGUCCUAAAAAUGGCCAAUGAUGUUAUUAUUUACGUCCCUAACGAAGACCCUACUCAGAUCACCUCGCUUAUCGAUUGGCAGUCGAUUGUAGUCUCACCUUUGUUUUUACAAGCCCGCUUCCCAGAGUUUUUGUCGGUUGACGAAGACUACGCUCUUGGCUCGGAGUUGCCUGGGCUACCGCAAAAUUAUAACCAGAUGGACGCAGAUGAUAAGGAAAUAGCUGAGUUUAAGCUUAGGGAAGCUAAGUUGGCUAAGGCAUAUGAAUUAUCCACCUUGUUUAUACCAUCAUUCCUACGGGAGCUGUUCAUUCGAUGUGGAGAGGCCUCAGAAGGGGGUGUAAUACCACUUCGGGCAUGUAUUAUUCAACUCUCCGAGGUGUGGAAUGAUGUAGGUUUCACUGGCAAAUGCCCGUUCAGCUUCAGCGAGGACGACAUGCAAAAGCACGACCUACAGUUUGAGGAAUAUCGCGACCUUCAUAGAGUCCAAGAAAUCGCCAGAAAGCACCUCGACACUGAUUCUGAGGGUUAG
Lindgomyces ingoldianus is the source of this 1747-nucleotide messenger RNA. RefSeq lists its product as uncharacterized. Bases 380 to 1747 code for a protein of 455 amino acids. Gene Ontology annotation, cellular component: mitochondrion. Lineage: Eukaryota; Fungi; Ascomycota; Dothideomycetes; Pleosporales; Lindgomycetaceae. The transcript has 6 exons. The record is from RefSeq and is a predicted model, not a curated record.